Messenger RNA from Chelonia mydas (Green sea turtle), 5761 nucleotides. RefSeq names its product protein kinase X-linked (gene PRKX). Gene Ontology annotation, biological process: protein phosphorylation. The coding region runs from base 355 to 1446 and encodes 363 amino acids. The transcript has 9 exons. NCBI's taxonomy places the organism in Eukaryota, Metazoa, Chordata, Testudines, Cheloniidae. The record is from RefSeq and is a predicted model, not a curated record. Gene Ontology annotation, molecular function: protein serine/threonine kinase activity; ATP binding.
GGACUGUCUGUGCCGCAGCUGCAGGAAGCCCAAGCUCGCCCCGCCUCCUCCCGCCCCGCGUGCGGCUCCGCGCUCGCCUCGCCCGCCCGGGCUGCCCAUUGUCUACGCGGCGGCUCCGGGAGGCGGGAGAGGCGGCGCGGGGAGCAGGGCAGGGCGUGCAGCCGGGGCGGCUGCCGCUGCUGCUCGUGGUGCGGGGCAGGGAGGCGGCGGGGGCGCGAUGCUGGGCAGCUCGGCAGCCGCUGAGAGGCUGAACCAGGAACUGGCCCGGCGGGGCAGCCGCCCCUGCUCCUGCUGCUGCUGAAGGGGGAGCCGCCGCGCCGGCUCCGGAGACGCGAACUUCGCGCCCCCGACCCCAUGGAGACGCUCAGCGCCGUGAAGGCCAAAGUGGGGCCGAAAAGCGCCGGCGGCUGCGAGGCGGCGGGGGCGGGCGAGCCCCAGCCCGCCCCUUCCUCCAGCCCCGCGGGCUUCGGCUCCCCGGCGCCGCCCGAGCCCCACGCCGGCAAGCUGGAGGAUUUGGAGACCCUGGCGACUGUGGGCACAGGUACUUUUGGGCGGGUUCAUCUGGUGAAAGAAAAAAUGGCUAAACGUUACUUUGCCCUGAAAGUAAUGAGCAUUCCGGAUGUCAUUCGGCUAAAACAAGAACAACAUGUACACAAUGAGAAGUCAGUCUUGAAAGAGGUCAAUCACCCAUUUCUGAUCAGAUUAUUUUGGACCUAUCAUGAUGAACGCUUUUUAUACAUGUUAAUGGAAUAUGUACCUGGAGGAGAACUUUUUAGUUAUCUGCGCAACAUGGGGCGUUUCAACAACAGCACAGGACUGUUUUACUCUGCAGAGAUUAUUUGUGCAAUAGAAUAUUUGCACUCCAAAGAAAUCGUUUACAGAGACUUAAAACCUGAAAAUAUAUUAUUAGAUAAAGAAGGGCAUAUCAAGCUUACAGAUUUUGGAUUUGCUAAAAAGCUGGUGGAUAGAACAUGGACGCUGUGUGGCACACCAGAAUACCUUGCGCCAGAAGUGAUACAGAGUAAAGGUCAUGGAAGAGCCGUGGACUGGUGGGCUCUAGGAAUUCUGAUAUUUGAGAUGCUGUCGGGGUUUCCUCCGUUUUUUGAUGACAACCCAUUUGGUAUAUAUCAGAAGAUUCUUGCUGGCAAAAUAGAUUUCCCCAGACAUUUGGAUUUGUAUGUGAAGGACCUUAUUAAGAAGCUUCUAGUGGUUGACAGGACAAGACGAUUGGGAAAUAUGAAGAAUGGAGCAGAUGAUGUGAAAAGGCAUCGGUGGUUCAGGUCUAUAGACUGGGAUGCUGUACCUCAAAGAAAACUAAAGCCUCCAAUAGUGCCGAAGGUAUCCAAUGAUGGAGAUACGUCUAAUUUUGAAGCUUAUCCUGAAGAUGACUGGAACAAAACCCCUCCUGUAGCCCCUAAAGAUCUAGAAAUUUUCCAGAACUUCUGAGGGGGGACAACCAAACUCGGCAAGUUUUAUGGUGGAAACUGGAAGAAGAUUGACAUGGUAUUCGCAGGUUUGCAAAGAAGAACUAAGUACAUACAUGAGGACAUUCUUUGGCAUAUAGGAGAGUGUUAUCACAUUCAUAUGUGCACAUUAGUAGAUAAAUAUUUAAACAAUUGGCAGGCAGGUGAGACUCAUUUUAACUGUAUAGAAAUGGCAUUAGUUUAGCAAAUUAUGAUACUGAAAGUCUACUCUGUAGUAGACUCAUGAAAAAUUCUAUGUUGUAGUUUUUUAACUUGUUUUAGUGUUAGUUUCCUGCUAUGCCCAGAUCCUUUUUGCAUAGUUAACUCAUAGUCUUAAUUUUAUAAGUUUAUACUAAACUUGUGUAAUUAAAAGCACAAAUUAGUAUAUAUGUAUAUAAUGAAUACAAUACAACUAAAGCACAGGAACUGUGCAAAGAUGUAAAUUUUUGUACUUUGCAGAGUCUAUGAUUUUUAUUUUUCAAAUAAUGUUUUUCAAGAAGUUCUCUGGGGGAAAAUCGUAAAAGGAUAAAUGAGUUUUUCAUCAUCUUAUAUGCAUUUUAUAAUUCUUUGUAAAAAAUAAAAAUAAUUAAGUUUAAAAAGAUUUGUACCUAAAAUUUCCAGUGCUUCACAUUUGCAACCAUAAUACUUGAAAGCAGAAGGAAAAAGGACAUGUUUUGUUGUUCAUUUCAAAAACAUAUUAACUUCAUAAGUGACUUUGGUUAAAACAAUGCAUUGUGUUUUUACAUGACAUGAUAUUUGAUGACUACACGCUGUGUAUAGUGGGUUUCCCUUAUAUGUGAAAUCACUGUAGGGCAAAUAAAGCAGUGCAUGCUGCUCAUGAGGGGCGGGAGGUAGAUCGAUUGUUCCUCUCACUGUGUUUCUACUUUAUCCAAUUUCUGAUAUUUAAGUAGGAGAAUGAGUUACUCAAAGAAAAUAUGAAAAAUGUGUAAUCUAAAAGAUGUGAACAGUAGUAUAAACAGUGUGAACGUGUUAGUGAAGAGUACACAAUCCUCCCUAACAAAAAAAUCUAGAUUUUAAAAAACCAACCAAAAACUACUAAACGUUGUUGUUUGGUUAUGCUGCAAAAUAUGGAAUUAUCUUUGAAUAUUUUUCCUAAAAAUCAUGGAAUUACUUAACUUUGUGGAAAUGAUCUGUACAAUAGCUCCAUUUUUUUUUAAACUUCCUGGCUCUCCGUAGCAGCUCUAUUUUCCCCAAGUUGAGUACAAGCAGUGUCGUCAUACUUUGAUCAUAGUUGAAAUUAUUUUUGUUAUUGACCUAAGUAGGAGCUGUUGGGUGCUCAGUACUUUUGAAAAUCAGACAGGUGCCUAAAUAUGGGUUUAGAUGCCUAGCUUUGUGCUCCUAUAUUUGAAAAUCCAGGGCUAAACUUAUGCGGGUCUUGUUUUAUAAGUCCUCACCAUUAGGACUUUAAACAUGUGCAGGAUUGGACUUCAGGUUUAAACCUAAUCUGUUUUUUAUCUACUCUGAUCAGUUUUCUAGGUGGACCACAUCCGUUUAUAAGUGGAGCGCACUGUAUUUAAGGAAUAUUUGCAAUAAUGCUUCAUUUUAAGUAAUACCAAAUACUAGCAGGUGAUGUGUGUAUACACAUACAUGCAGAGGUAGAUUUAGAUAUAAUUUAAGAAUAUUUGAUUUCAUGUUUCACACUGUGAUAAUUGCGCUAACAUAAGGAAUUGAUUUUGAAGUAUCAGGGUUUAAAAACAAAACAAAAAAUACAUGCUUCCAAUGAUUGUGUUGUAGAUAAAUUUGUAGUUAGGCCAAAAGUAUUUUUUUAAAAGGCACAUUUGUGCCCUGGAGUCUUACUACUUAUACUGAUAGCUCUAAGUAGAGUUUAAGAAUACCAAAACAGAUGAUGUGGACACUUCUCCACAGAUCUCUGCACCUCAGUCAUAACCUGCAGUGCCCUAGGUAUUGUUGAAAUCUAAGCCUAAGUUGGGUAAUUGUUCUGAACUGCAUGCUGAAUGCAAUAUAGUACAGUAUGUGGUAUUCAAAUGGUCACUUGGCUCAUAACCCAAGUUAGUAAAAUAAUUCUGCUUCUGACUUCAGUCAGAUUUCAGCCAGGAGUCUCUAGCAGUAAAAAGCUGCUGACAUCUGUACCCACCUAGUUCUCAUCAGUUCACAAGUGCAGUGAGCUGACAGAUAUAAUUAAUCAUACGUCAAACUCCCAUUUUUGCUUUAUAUUGAAAAAUUAAUGGGAUAUAUCCCUGGACCUAUAUACCGGAGUGUGACUGAUUACAUAAGUGUCUUGCAGAAAUGCAGACAGUGUUUAUCUGGUAGUAAACUGAGACACCGAAGGGGAAAUUCUGUGUUGCUAUUGAUAUCUUGAUAACUUUAUGCAAGUGCCACAUAUCACUGAUUAUUAAUAGGCCCCACGUGCCACUCCCAUUAAAUACUGUGUAGAAAUUGGUAAUAAAUAAAAAGAUACAGAACUGGCAUAAGGAACAGUCAUUUUACUUGGUAAAAAUAUAUCAAUCUCUGUAAAAUGUUUGGUCUGGCAUGUAUUUAUAUGCAGUGAGAUAGCUUUCUCUUGCUGAUUUGAUAGAAUAAUUAAGUACACAGAGCUUGUAUUUUCAAAAGAGUACAGUUCUUUCUAAUGUGUAAGCUUACAGUAUUCCAUGGAGAACUAUAAAACCCAUUUCUUAUUACAAAAUGUACAUAUUGCAAUGAAUGUGCUGAAUUUCAAGAACUAGGUUUGCAGAUUUAAAAACUGAACUGCCUAAGACCUCAUUUACAUCUUCAAAGCCAGAGGAGGGGAAUAACAUUACAUUUGAACACACGUAUCACAUUGGAGGUAAUUGAUCUUGAACGUUUUCACACCAGGAGUUAGAUUUUUGUCCGUGAAAUUUAUCCAUUGUUGGCAAUGGAUGCACUGAAACUCUUUGUGCCAGAGAGUAAAGAAAUCUAAUCAGGCAGGUAAAUUAAGUUGAUAGAUUGACUUUACAUUCUUUCUGGAACUGUGUGUACAUGUAUAGCUCAACUGCUGAUCUCUAAUUAUUACAGACUAAUAAUCUCUUUAUGUGCUUUCUAGUAUAAAACUUAUUUCACAUUUUGGUAACUUAUAAUUAUUAACUAUAGACCACUUUCAGAACAUUAUUUAAAUGAAAACGGUUUUGUAAUUAUGAGCAGUUUUUUCCUGUACAAUAUAGAAUUUAAGAGGCACCAUUGCCUACCCAUUUUAUUUAUUUGCAUAGCUGGGUCAGUUUCAUUUUACCUCUUUGCUCAUUGGGAUUUCACACCACACUGUUGCAAAUAUAUAUCAGUGCUUAACCAGAAGUUCUCAGACAGACGCUGCAUGAAUGACUCUGAUUUUUUCAGUAAUUUAAAACAUUUUUUUUCAUUUUUUUUAUUUGACUCAAGUGUUAUUCUCUAAAGUUCUUUUUAUAAUGGUUGGUUUUGUUAACAAGUAUUUUGCAUAUAAACUAGUGCUGUUUCCCACAACAGUCUAUAAGACCUUUCUAUUUCUUCAGCUUCAGUGAACAAGAACGUUAAAAAAGAAACGUUAAAAUUAUCUUUAUUUUUGUGUUUAUAUAUUUGUUUUUAAACUGCCCAAUAUGAGCUUUUAAGUGAAUGAACUUGCAUUGUAAACUAAAUUGCCUUGUAACCAAAUGAUUAAAAUGCUUCAUGAUUUAGAUGGAGAACAUGCUGUAGAUUUUCCUGUAAAUUAGCUUAAUUGAUGAAUACUUGUGCUACUGAGCUUUAACUAAUGUGAUCUUCCACUGUAGAAAAGUCAUUGUUAAUUGAUCAAAAUAUAGGUACUAAACUAUGUUUAAAUGGAUGAACAGGGAUUUUGUGGAUUUUGAAAGCAAUUAAAAUAUGCCUACUAUUCAGCCCAUCUGCUUGCCAUUCAGAAGACUUGUGAUGCAGUGCUUCCUCUGCUAUACAAUUAUUUUUCAGCUUUCAAGAACUGUAGCAUGAUUCCUUUUGUACUGUACUGUGUACAGACUUUUCCAUGUAUUGCACUUUUCUAUGGCAAACCUAACUGCUUGAUAAAUACUUGCAUAGUAAGUAGUGGUAGUUGCAGCAGCAUCCGUGUACUACUUAACCAAUUUGAACUGCUAGACUGCCAAGGUUAACUUAGACAAAUCUUAUAUGUUGUUGGUUGCUUGUCCUAAAUCCAAUGUAUAAGUACUGUUCAAAGUCAUAAGUCAGCCCUCAUUGCACAAUUAAAAUCACUGUGAUCUGUACAUAAACUUUAGUAAAAUUUUACUGCUGUUUAAUUUAUGUAAUAUCUGUCAAUUCUGGAUUUGUUUAAUAAACCUUUCUAUCUUUGUAAGUGUCUAAAA